Messenger RNA from Oncorhynchus masou masou (cherry salmon), 3403 nucleotides. Its product is annotated as claudin-20. NCBI's taxonomy places the organism in Eukaryota, Metazoa, Chordata, Actinopteri, Salmoniformes, Salmonidae. Gene Ontology annotation, cellular component: plasma membrane; bicellular tight junction. The coding region runs from base 280 to 1221 and encodes 313 amino acids. Gene Ontology annotation, molecular function: structural molecule activity. The record is from RefSeq and is a predicted model, not a curated record. Gene Ontology annotation, biological process: cell adhesion; bicellular tight junction assembly. The transcript is spliced from 3 exons.
GUGUGUGUGUGUGUGUGUCUGCAAAUCUCUCAGACACGGAUGGAUGGAUGACCACUGGAUGGAUAGAAUAGCGACAACAUUGAGAAGAGACUGACGCAUCAUGGCACGCUGUCCAAGACACACAAAAGCCCACUGGAGCCUGCACUGAGGAAUUAUCUGCUGUCAGGACCCGCGCCUGCACCAGGGCGAUAGGGAGAGACGGAGCCAAGGAGCCAGGCUCAGGCCACCGCAAGGUGAGGGUGCCGCUGUGCCGGAGAGGAGGAGACUCGCAACUCGCCGAUGGCGUCCUCCGCCAUGCAGAUCCUCGCCUUUGCCCUGGCGCUGCUGGGCGUCCUGGGCGCCACUGUGGCCACGCUGCUGCCCAACUGGAAGGUGAGUGCCGACGUGGGCUCCAACAUCAUGACUGCCAUCUCCCAGAUGCAGGGGCUGUGGAUGGACUGCACCUGGUACAGCACCGGCGUGUUCAGCUGCACCUUGAAGUACUCCGUGCUGUCGCUGCCCGCCUACCUGCAGACCGCCCGGACGACAAUGGUUCUGUCGUGCAUGAUGGCUUGCCUUGGCCUCUGUCUCGCUGCCCUGGGGCUCAAAUGUACCCGCUGGGGGGGCAGUCACCGGGCAAAGGGACACGCGGCCAUCGGGGCGGGGGGUUGCUUCAUCUUGGCUGGCAUCCUCUGCUUGGUGCCCGCUUCCUGGUUCACUAACGAGGUAAUCACUACCUUCCUGGACUCCAACGUACCCGAGAGCAGUAAAUACGAACCUGGGGGGGCCGUGUACGUGACCUUUGUCUCUGCCGGCCUACUGCUGGCCGGUGGGGUCAUCUUUUGUUUGUCGUGUCCCGGGAAAAGAGAGGGGCAGUUGGAUUAUACGUCGACAUCCACCUCUACCACCUUUCCUGACAAACUACUGCAGCAGCAGAUAAACCAGGAGCAAGUACAGCGUGACCAGCUCCAGCGUGACCUGAUACUGCGGGAGCAACUGCAACGGGGGCAGAAGGACUUUGAACAGCAGACGUCUCCUAAUGAGCAGUCAAGCCGCGAGCAGCUUCAACGGGGUGACAAAGGGCCCCAGGAUGAGGCCCACGAAGCUGACGAAAUCCAGCAGGAGGAGCCUCUACAGGAGAAGCCUCUACAUGAAGACAAGGGAACGCAACAGUUCUACUCUCCAUCCAGAGUCCCUCCAAAAGACGCCCGGGCUGGCUACAGCCUGCAGGACUAUGUUUAAUAUGUUUUAUCCCUAAACCCUGCUAUUGUUAGUGGGGUGGAGGGAGAAUCCUGCGGCCAAUCUACUGGCUGCCUUUGUGAGAGGGAGAGAGUGGAGGAGAGAAAAAAAGGGUGAGGAAGGAGGAAGGUAAUGACUUUGACAGCCUUAUCGCCUCCUCUCAUCUCUUCUCUCUUGCUACUGCAAGCGCAAGCAGUAAAGGUAUUCCCAAAGUCUUGGAGAAAGGCAGCUUGUGGAUCCAGAAUCCUGAGGUAAAUGCCUCCUUGACUGCUGCUGUGGUGGGCGGAAAGACACAAGGGUAGGGUAGAGGAGAGGUGUCAUAAAAAUGCACAAGUGCAGCACAAGUAUUGUAUAUCCUGUGACAAGUUCCUUUAGAAACGGACUCGGAGGCUUUUCCAUACCAAAGGGUUUCAAUGGGAAAACAUUGCUGAUGAUAAUUAGCUGCUAAUAAUAUGACAUCAUUACUUUUGCAUAGUAAGUUCCCACUGGGCACACACUGGUUGAAUAAACAUUGUUUCCAUGUCAUUUCAAUGAAAUUACAUUGAACCAACUUGGAAUAGACGUUUAAUUGAGUAGCGUUGAUGUGUCUGAAAAGCGAAGAUGUUCUUUGCAAGCUUGCAUCUCUUAGACCCCAUUUGCCUUGUGAGAUUAAAAUAAUCAUACUCAAUCCUAUUUUCAAAAGACAAACAGACUGAUUGAUAUUCAGCCUUCUUAGCAUGCUUGUUAAAUAAUGCAGCUCGUUAAAUGAUCUGUAGCUUGUUAAAUAAUGCAGUGGAAUGGAGAGUAGUUACCAAAACGAAGCUACCAAAGCAUGUGCCUAAAAUGUGUUUGUAGAACUUCAACUGUUUGUAAAGGAGAAUUACAGAAGACUAAAGAAAUGAAAAGGGAGUUCAGAUUCCCACCAAUACCACACACACACAUCCAGUCCAUCUUGGAGGAGCACAAGGUACAUGGCACCAGGUGAUUUGGAGGCCCCAGGCAGAGGCCAGUCUGAGCCCCUCUACUGUAAUUUUAACUGUAAAAAUGUAUGACCUUUUAAUGUGCGAUGAACACAACCAGUCAUGAUGUUUCCAUCUGAUUGUCAAACAAAUCGCUUAGUAGGGUCCAUUCGCACGUUCAUCCAAAAUAAUUCCAGCAUCCGAAAAGUGUACAGUGCGCACACCAACUUUCCUUUAAAUUAGCAAGUGGCUAAAACGAUCUUACCAGAGAAAGCGUCCGAGCGAGCAAAACAGCGCCCCUCUGUCUUCCUAUAUGUAACCCAUGUAUCUGAUGCUGUCUGGACAAAAAGAGUAUGACAUGACAAUCUUUUUAUCCAAGCAAAAUCAGAUACAGUGUCUAUAGAAAGACGACAACCCCUAGGAUUUCUGCACAUUUGAUUGUGUUACAAAGUCGGAUUAUAAUGGAUGUAAUUGUUGACAAAAAAAUCCACACAAAAUGCUCUGUAAUGUUUUAUUUUUUAUUACAUAAGAUGUAAACAUUAAUAUUCCUUGAUUUUUCCUGUGCUUAGCUCCAUCCCAUUUCUUUUCCUCCUGAAAAACACCCCAGAUGUCAAGCAUACCCAUACCAUGAUGCAGUCACCACCAUACUUGAAAAUAAGGAGACAGUUACUCAAGUGAUGUGUUGUGUUGGAUUUGCCCCAAACAUAAGGUUUUGCAUUUAGGCCAAAACUUUCCUUCCUUUGCCUCGUUUUUUGGCAGUAUUACUGUAGUACUUUGUUGCAUACAUAUGCAUGUUUUGCAAUAUUUUUAUUCUGUUUAUUUGUAUUCCUCUUUUCACUGUCAUUUAGGUCAUUAUUGUGGAGUCACUACAAUGUUGUUGAUCCAUCCUACGUUUUCUCCCAUCACAGCCAUCUACCACUCACUCAUUUUUUAAAUGAGGCUUUCGAAAAGCUCCCUGGUCUUUGUAGUUUAAUCUGUGCUUGAAAUUCAAUACUUGACUGAGGGACCUUAGAGAUGUUGUAUGUAUGGGGGACAUAGGAAGGGUUAGUCAUUCAAAAAUCAUGCCAACCCCUAUUAUUUCACACAGAGUGAGUGAAAUAAUUUAUGUGAUUUAUGUGAUUUGUUAAGCCAAAUUCUACUGAUUAAGGUUUUUCCUAAACAAAGGGGGUGAAUACUAAUGCAACGACUAUAUUUGAGUUAUUUAAGUUUGAUUAUUUUGUACAAAAUGUGUAGAAUUGUCUUUUCAC